CUAAUAUCUAUAUAUGUAUAUACAUCUAUCGAUCUCUUUCAAGGUUGUUAUUUUUUGGUUUCCCAAAAUCUUUGCAUUGGCCGCCACCAAUGUCCACGAAACUCGUCGUUAUCUACCUCCUAUUUUCUUUCUCUGCCGUCGCGCUUCUCUUUGCGCUGUUCCUCGCCGGAACCUACGACUUCAAACAUUAUGCGUCAUUGUCUCCUCCCUCUCUCAAUCAUGGAUCCGAAAACGAUAAAGUUUGGCCUGAAUUGAAGGUGGGGUGGAGAGUUGCGUUGGCCACGGUUAUCGGGUUUCUGGGAUCAGCUUUUGGAACCGUUGGAGGGAUAGGUGGGGGAGGCAUUUUCGUUCCCAUGCUCACUCUGAUUGUGGGGUUUGAUACCAAGUCUGCUGCUGCUCUCUCUAAAUGUAUGAUAAUGGGGGCGUCAACAGCUUCUGUUUGGUAUAACCUGAGAGUGCCUCACCCAACCAAAGAGGUGCCUAUAAUAGACUAUGAUCUGGGACUUAUUUUUCAGCCCAUGCUCAUGCUUGGUAUAACUGUUGGUGUAGCGCUCAGUGUUGUCUUCCCCUACUGGCUCAUCACUGUCCUUAUCAUUAUUCUCUUCGUUGGUACCUCUUCAAGGUCUUUCUUUAAGGGAACUCAGAUGUGGAGGGAAGAGACUCUUAUCAAGAAGGAAAUGGCCAGACAAAAAGCAACUUUCGUUAGUUCUCACGGUGAACUUCUAAUUGAUACAGAAUAUGAGCAGUUGAUUCCUAAAGAAGAGAAGUCACCAAUGCAAAUUUUUUGUUUCAAUCUCAAGUGGAAAAGGAUUUUGGUACUAAUGGUCGUUUGGGUUUCUUUCCUACUACUUCAAGUGAUCAAGAAUACUGUAGAGGUCUGCAGUGAAUGGUAUUGGGUGCUUUUCAGCUUACAGUUUCCUAUUGCACUUUUGGUAUUUGGCUAUGAAGCAGCGAAGUUGUACAGGGAUCAUAAAGAGAGAAUGAGCACAGGAAACAUGGAAUCCAUCUGUGAGGCAUCAAUUGAAUGGACUGUUCUGCACAUUUUAUUUUGUGCACUGUGUGGCAUUCUAGGAGGCACUGUGGGAGGCCUACUUGGUUCUGGAGGUGGAUUCAUUUUGGGCCCUCUGCUCAUCGAGAUUGGUGUCAUCCCUCAGGUUGCUAGUGCAACAGCAACAUUUGUGAUGAUGUUUUCAUCAUCUUUGUCUGUGGUGGAAUUCUACCUUCUCAAGAGGUUCCCCAUUCCUUAUGCGUUAUACCUCACUGCAGUGUCUGUUCUGGCUGGCUUUUGGGGACAGUAUUUUGUAAGAAAAUUGAUGGAAAUUCUCAAGAGAGCCUCAAUCAUUGUAUUCAUCCUCUCAGGGGUCAUUUUUGCUAGCGCUCUCACCAUGGGCGUGGUAGGUAUUGACAAGAGCGUUAAAAUGAUCCAAGAGCAUGAGUUCAUGGGUUUUUUAGACUUCUGCAGCAGUCAGUGAUUCAUGUAGUGUACAUCAGGUGGCAAACGAAGACAACAUUGUUGGAGUCUGUAAAAAAUGGUUGGAAAUUCAUUCAUGAAUGUUGUUCAAUGUCUGGUCAUUCCUCUUCAAGUAUCAAAUAAUGGUAGCUUGCCCUCCCUUGUGUUUCACACUGUUUGUAGUUGAAUGUUAGCUACUGGCUAACACUCUCUCAUUGCAGUGCAACAUUUGUUUGAUAUGUAUAUUUUUUUAAGUUUCUUUUGAGCCUCCAUUCAGUUCUAGACUCGGUAUGGAAAAAGCUUGUACAUUCAGGGUAAGACAACAACUUUCAGGAAUCUUGGUCAAUGUUUGGUUGACCAUCGGAAGUUCCUUUCCUCUGUGUAAUAAAUAAGGCUUGAUGGUUCUUCCCUUUGAGAAAAUCAGUUUGUGGUUGAGUUAUGUUAUGCGACUGACUGAUGGCAAAACAUAUGAAGGAUUUUUUAUUUCUUUAGCAUCGGAUCUUCACAUGUCCAUCGGUUGGUUUAAGGUUGAAAGGUUUGCUUCUGAAGGAGUAGUUCCGAGAAUUUGUCUCUAUAAUUGUAUAACUAA
Messenger RNA from Vigna unguiculata (cowpea), 2039 nucleotides. RefSeq names its product sulfite exporter TauE/SafE family protein 4-like. Gene Ontology annotation, cellular component: Cul4A-RING E3 ubiquitin ligase complex; membrane. The record is from RefSeq and is a predicted model, not a curated record. NCBI's taxonomy places the organism in Eukaryota, Viridiplantae, Streptophyta, Magnoliopsida, Fabales, Fabaceae. Gene Ontology annotation, biological process: protein ubiquitination.